This is a messenger RNA of Frankliniella occidentalis (western flower thrips), 441 nucleotides long. Its product is annotated as BTB and MATH domain-containing protein 40-like. Lineage: Eukaryota; Metazoa; Arthropoda; Insecta; Thysanoptera; Thripidae. Gene Ontology annotation, cellular component: cytoplasm. Gene Ontology annotation, molecular function: ubiquitin protein ligase binding. Gene Ontology annotation, biological process: regulation of proteolysis; proteasome-mediated ubiquitin-dependent protein catabolic process. The record is from RefSeq and is a predicted model, not a curated record. The transcript has a single exon. Bases 1 to 441 code for a protein of 146 amino acids.
AUGCUGACGGGCGACUUUCGUGAGGCGCGCGAGUGCCGCGUCGAGGUGGUGGACUUUUCAAAGGGCGCCAUAGAGAAGUUCCUAGAGUUCCUGUACACGGACCAUGUGCAGGACUGGGGCGGCUGCGAGAUGGAGCUGCUGCAGCUGGCGGACAAGUACAUGGUUCCGGAGCUGCGCGACGAGUGCUCGCUGCGCCUGUGGACCUGCGACGCCCCGCGGGCCCUGGAGGUGCUGCGGGCCGCCGGGCUGUGCGAGCUCAUCAGCAGGCCGCUGCGCCGCCGGCUGACGGCCGUCGUGGUGUUCAACAUGGACUCGCUGGUGGGCACCAAGGAGUGGGCCGAGUUCCAGGCAACCUACCCGGUUCUCGCCGACAGUAUGCUCGGCUCUUCAGACUCGUCGCGAAAGUCCGACUCGACCACCUCCGUGUGGGCAUUGCAGUGA